Panicum virgatum (switchgrass) is the source of this 1731-nucleotide messenger RNA. Its product is annotated as protein FAR1-RELATED SEQUENCE 5-like. Bases 283 to 1731 code for a protein of 482 amino acids. The transcript is spliced from 3 exons. NCBI's taxonomy places the organism in Eukaryota, Viridiplantae, Streptophyta, Magnoliopsida, Poales, Poaceae. The record is from RefSeq and is a predicted model, not a curated record.
UGGCGCGUCGGGAUUGGACGGAGUGCACGGGGGUCUCGCGCGGCUCGCCCCCUCGCGUCCCUGCGCUCGAUCGCUCCCGGCUCGGCCCCUCGCGCGGCUCGUAGCGCUCGGCUCCGCCUGCGAAUCGUCUUGUUGUGAACUGAAUCGUCUCGUAGCGCUCGGCUCCGCCUGCUAGCGGGAGGCUAUCGUGACCUAGGUUUCCAGGCGUCCGCCGUCGAUUCGUCUUCCCCGCACUACUGCCCACGGCGGAACUGUGGCGCCGGAAUAGGUGCCAUCUCAGCUAUGGAAGAAGGGCUGCGCUGCGAAGCCCUACCCGGCGACGGCCACGCCGCGGACGGAGCAGAAGGCAGUGACGGCCACGCCGUCGACGGGAUAGCAGGCGGCGACGGCCACGCCACCGACGGGGCAGAAGGCGGCGUGCCCGCGACGUCCCUGGGCGAUCGCGAGCAAGCUAUUCUGUCGUCGUCGAUCCUCAGAUUAAAUGCUCCUUCUGCGAAUCAUGAUGUUGCUUGUGAUCGUGGAGAAGAGGAACAACAAAUACCACAUGUUGGAGCAGUGGAGAUUGAAGUACCAAAUGAGGAUGUGGUUGAUAAAUAUGCUGAGAUGUCACCUAAAGUUGGAAUGACUUUUGACUAUGAGGAAAAAGCUUAUGAGAUGUACAAUACCUAUGCUGGACUUGUUGGCUUCAGUGUUAGAAAGAGCAGGAUGAAGCGCUGCAAAUCAGAUGAUAGUUUAUCUCAGAAAUAUUUUGUUUACAGUGGCCAAGGACUUCGGAAAAAUGAGGCAUCACAAAAAGAUAUUACAAGGACCUAUUGUGAUGCUCGUGUCCAGUUUAGUAUCAGCAAGGAGAAUGUAUGGACUGUGCAAAAGAUCGUAGUAGAGCACAACCAUUAUCUUGCCAGUCCAAAUAAGAUACAUAAGUUGAGGUCCCAACGAGAGAUUAUAGAGGCAGAUAGAAAAUUAAUUGGGCAGGCACGGCGGUCUGGAAUGAAGCCAUCCCAAGUUUUCAAUUUUAUGAAGGAGCAUUAUGGAGGGGAAGACAAAGUACCAUUUACUAAGAUGGAUUGCUAUAAUGAGAUUGGUCGCGAGCGCAGACAGUACUUAGAAGGCAAUGAUGCACAAACAUUAUCUGAAUAUCUGAGAAAUAAACAAGCCCAGGACCCAACAUUUUUUUAUGCAGUUGAGGUGGACAAGGAUACUGGUCAUAUAGCAAAUUUCUUUUGGGCAGAUGGUCAGUCUAUCAUGGAUUACAAAUGCUUUGGUGAUGCUGUGUCCUUUGACACCACAUUUCAAACAAAUAAGUUUGAAAUGCCUUUUGCUCCGAUUCUUGGCACCAACCAUCACAAGCAAACAAUAAUUUUUGGGUGUGCACUCAUGUUCAACGAGACUAUUCCAUCAUUUGUUUGGCUAUUUGAGUCCUUUCUUCAAGCAAUGUCUGGAAAGCACCCAAGCAUAAUUUUCAUAGAUCAAGACGCGGCAAUGGCAGCAGCAAUUGCUCAUGUAUUCCCAAACACAGCCCACCGCCUAUGUUUGUGGCAUAUUGGCCAAAAUGCUGUCAAACAUCUUGGUCCUAUAAUUAAAGCGGCAGAGGACAAGGCAGAGGACAAGACAGAGGACAAGGCAGAGGACGAGGCAGAGGACAAGUCAGGUAACAAGUUCAACAAGUUCUGGGCGGAUUUCAAAAGUUGUAUCUACGAAGACAGAGCAGAGAUUUACUUCAAUGAGAAAUGA